UGGCUGCCUGACUUCUGUUCUGCUUCACUCGUAAGUGGAGCGAGAAAAUAAAAGGACCGUUUCGCCAGCGAUUUUCCCCGAACAUCUGUUAUUCGAGUUAUUCGGAGAGUUUUAGCGUUUCCGUGGAUCAACGGGGCUCUAAUAAUUGUGGUGGAUAAUUUGGAGGAGAGUGUCUGUGACAUGAAUUGAUCGCUCGAUUUCUCCUUGGCGGUGGGAAUUUAUCGGCAAGUGGACAGCAAUGUCGCUUUUUAAUAAACCGAAGAGGAAUAUCAGGAGGAGAUCGUUCAAUGAUGAGUCCGAGGACAAUGAGAACAGGAUGGAUGUCGAUCAGGAACAGACUGUUAAGGUUAAGGCGAAGAAAAAGGAUAAACCUAAGCAGACACUCCUCAGUUUUGGCGAGGAGCUGGAUGAAGCUGAUGAUGGUGAGGUUUUUAAAGUGAAGAAAUCAUCUCGGAGCAAAAAACUGAUGAAACAACUCGAUCACGAGAGGAGAAAAAAGAAAGGUGAAGAGAAAAUGCAAGUGGACUCUGAGCAAGCAAACAUGUCCAUUAAGCGCGACAAAGAUUUAGAAAUAAAGACAGAUGAUCUAGUAGUUAAAAUUAAAAAUACAGGACCACUUAUAUUGAAUGGAAGAGCUGCACUUGUGGCUGGAAAGGAUGAUUAUAGCUCUGAGGAUGAGGAGAAUAAUAAAGGCCACAGUUUUAGGAAAAAUACUGCCCAACCUGACACCAUGAAGCUGCUUUUGCAAAGUGGUUGUAUCCCUGAUGCAGCUAUGAUUCACGCUGCGAGGAAAAAACGUCAGAAGGCGAGAGAAUUAGGAACUGAUUACAUACCCAUUGAGGAAACAACCAGGGAGGAUAAAGGUAAAUCGAGAUUAAUUCGCGAAGAAGAUCAUGAUCGCAGUGAUGAUGAUGAUGAUGAGGAUAGGAUCGAUAUGACUGUUAAUACUGAGGCCAGGGAUAAGGAGAAGAGGAGGGAAGCCUUCCUGGCUUCUCAAGUCUCGAUAAAACUUUCAGACGAUGAGAGUGAGCAUGGACUCGAGGAGGAGGAGUGGGAGGUGCAGCAGAUCAGAAAAGGAGUGACUGGAGCCCAGAUUGCAGCUGCUCAACAAGACUCAAUGAUGCAACAUCAGUACACCAUGGGGAUGAAUCCAAAUCAGAUGAUUGGGGGCAGUGGAGUCCCAAUGGAAAUGGUCCUGAUGCCAGCCCCACCACCUCCUCCGUGCAUUCAGCCCCCAGAUCCAACGAAAAUUGUCCCAGUGACACCUCGGGAAGUCGUGGAGAAAAUGAGGACAAGGGUAACUAGUUUGCAACAGGUCCACAGGCGUCACCAACUGGACCAGAUACAGCUGCAGGACGAACUAGACCAGACCCUGAAGGAGUUGGACGAGGGCUCGGUGCGUGCACCUGAAUUGGCCCAGCGCUUCAGAUAUUACCAAGAGUUGCGUGGGUAUGUCACUGACUUGGUAGAGUGUCUUGACGAGAAGCUGCCUCUGCUGACGGGACUGGAGCAGAGAUGGCUGGAUUUGUACGGUGACAGGUCUAAUGAAUUGAUCGAACGGAGGAGGCAGGACACGAGGGAUCAAGCUGAGGAGAUCACUUCUGCUGCAAGAGGCCAACCAGUCCGCCGAGGUCCCGAGGACGACGUGAGAAUUCGUCGAGCGACAGAACGCGAAGGGCGACGUGCCAGACGUCGAAGAGCUCGUGAAUUGAACCGCAACAUGCCCAAACACAUAGACGGAAUGUCGAGCGACGAGGAAGUGACAGAGCAGCAGAACCUAGUUUUCAAACAGACGAAGGAGGAGAUCGACGAGGAGAGCCAGGAGAUCUUCUCCGACGUGAUGGACGACUUCUGUUCAGUCCGGGGUAUUCUGUCUAAACUUGAAUCCUGGAGGGACACUGACAUGGAGGCCUACACCGAGGCCUACGUCUCCCUCUGCAUUCCAAAGAUGAUCUCACCGAUCAUUCGACAACACCUCAUCACGUGGAAUCCCCUGAUGGAGAGUGCUGACCUCGAGAGGACCAAGUGGUACAAUUCCCUGCUGCUUUAUGCCCUGGACAGAGGGGAAAACGAAGAGACAUUGAGAUGCGAUCCAGACGUGAGAUUGAUUCCUCUGACGAUGGAGAAGAUUGUUCUACCGAAGCUCACCUCCAUUGUCGAGAAAAUGUGGGACCCAAUGUCCACAUCUCAGACACUAAGACUCGUCGGUACUGUCAGUCGUCUCAUUCGUGACUAUCCAAAUUUAAAUGACACGUGCAAAAAUCUUGAGAUACUGUUCAAUGGCAUUCUGGAUAAAAUCAAAUCGGCUGUUGAAAAUGAUGUGUUCAUUCCGAUAUUUCCGAAACAAGUUUUGGAUCCUAAGCAUACGUUUUUUCAACGACAAUUCACCAUGGCGGUUAAAUUGCUGAGGAAUAUAUUGAGCUGGCAGGGAUUGCUGGGGGAUAAUCAGCUGAAGAAUCUUGCUCUGGGGUCUCUGCUGAAUAGGUAUCUACUGGCUGGGCUGAGGGUCUCGCCUCCUGUGGAUGCGUUGGGCAAAGCUAAUAUGAUAAUGAGUACUCUGCCAAGAGCAUGGCUCCAAGGCGCCACAAUCGAGCACCUCAAGAUGUUUGCUACGCUUAUACAACAAUUGAGUGAUCAAUUAGAUCAAGCUAAUCCUGCCCACAAUGAAGCCUGGGAUUACUCAAAAUCCAUCCUGUCGAUAAUCAAGCCACAGUAAUACGACACCCAGACGUCAUCCCCCAACAGUUAAUCAAUUACAUUUUCUAUUAAAAAUGCUUUGUAAAGUUGAAAUAGGCAUUUGAUUUGUAAAAAAUGAAUUCAUGAUCACAUUUUGUAUAGUAAAAAAAAUUAUGCACGUGAAAUAGGGCUGAGUCCCGGAAAAAAUUACGAUUGUUUGUGACGUACGCUAGAAUUAUAAAUUAUUGACUCUGAAAAUGAACUGUGCAAGAGAGAAUAAAAUUCUAGAGAUGUCGAUGUGAAAGAAAA
This is a messenger RNA of Diachasma alloeum, 2985 nucleotides long. Its product is annotated as PAX3- and PAX7-binding protein 1. The record is from RefSeq and is a predicted model, not a curated record. Gene Ontology annotation, cellular component: nucleus; U2-type post-mRNA release spliceosomal complex. The coding region runs from base 239 to 2716 and encodes 825 amino acids. Gene Ontology annotation, biological process: spliceosomal complex disassembly; mRNA splicing, via spliceosome. Gene Ontology annotation, molecular function: DNA binding. The transcript is spliced from 12 exons. NCBI's taxonomy places the organism in Eukaryota, Metazoa, Arthropoda, Insecta, Hymenoptera, Braconidae.